Molecule: messenger RNA, 4221 nt
Organism: Athalia rosae (coleseed sawfly)
Lineage: Eukaryota; Metazoa; Arthropoda; Insecta; Hymenoptera; Athaliidae
Gene: Nha1
Product: sodium/hydrogen exchanger 9B2
Exons: 8
Coding region: 575-2626 (683 amino acids)
Biological process (GO): proton transmembrane transport
Cellular component (GO): membrane
Molecular function (GO): antiporter activity
Source: RefSeq, a predicted model, not a curated record
CGGUUCACUGCGCGAUCUCCUACGAUCCGAUAGAAAAGUCGCCAGAUUCCGGCGAUACCGUAACGCGCGAAUGUUGUCGUCCCGUACGCGAUAUCUGUAACAGAGUAUCUCCGAACGGGUUCGGUCGAGGAUCUCCGAAACGAAUCGGCGUCUUUGCGCUGGAGGAGAAACGAGCGAAAACGAUUUGUACAGGGCGAACGUACUGGAGAACAGGAGGAGGAUAAUAAUAAAAAAAAAAAAAAAAAAAAGAAAACACGCACGAGAUCGUAACCCGUGACAUGUGCGGCGGAAUUCAAACGGAGUCUCGAUGAGGGACUUGUGACCGCGCGCGGAUUUCUAGAGUGAGCAUCAGUUAACGGUGAGAAGUGACCACCGACGGAUCAGCCUGUGUGUAAAGCUGGCUCACAAGAUCGUCCGAGAUUAUUCGACAUCUACGAACGGAAUUUACGAGAAAUAGUGGAACACCUCUGUAUAUUCGUACGCGUGUGCCGUACAGCCAGAUGUGAAUCAAGUAGCGGUAGAAUCUUCUAUUCUUUACCUUCGCGAUAACGAGAGGAUAUCCGGAUUAUCGGAAAUGACGGCCGAUUCGACAGCGUUGAAAGGAAUCGGUGAGGAGGAGGAGGAGAAUCUCGCGCCGAAUUUGUCAAAAGAUUCGGAAUCCGCGUCGAAGGAUCUCCACUCGUCGAAUCAGCCCCAAGUAAGAUCGAGGAAGACCAGGGUGGUGUCUUUGUGCCUGCCCACCGGACUCCUCGAACUCGGCGACCGCGUGAAAAUGGAAAAUCUGCAGCCGCAAACCAACGAACUGAAGUUGAAACCGAUGGAAGAGACGUCGAAACCGAUCAGACGCGUCUCGAUAAGCGAGCAGACUACGCACGGCGUGGACAAUCCGGCGUUCGAACACCACCGGCGUAUAAGCGGGUGCUCCGAGCCGGCCUCGGAGGGCAGGAGAAAGUCCAUUCUACACGCCGGAAGCCAUCACGGCAGCUGCGAAAAUAUAGAAAACGGAAGAGCUAAUGGGAGGAAAAAGUCGGCACUCAGUCUGUCCAGUUCCAUUAGGGACAAAAUUGAGUACACCCGGGAACUUGAGAGGUCCUGGUUAUAUCUGUGCUGCACGAGGUGCCACGGAGUCGAGGAGAGCGCCGAGUCCUGGGAACCACCGGGUUGGAAGCGCGUCUGUCCGCCGCCGUUCUGUCCGACUUACAGAAAAUUCGCUAGGGUCCUGUCCCUAUUCAUCUUAGGACUGCUGAUAUGGGGUAUAGUAUACUGCAUCAUCGGCGACGACGCCGCGCCCGGUGGACAACUCUUCGGACUGGCGACCCUCUGCAUAGCCGCCCAUUUCGGGGGCUGGUUGUUCUCACUGACCACAUUGCCGGCUCUCAUUGGGAUGCUCAUGACCGGGAUAUUGCUGCAGAAUGUCGGUGUGAUAAACAUCGAGCCGAGAUACGCGGGUGUUAUAUCCAACCUGAGAAAAUUCGCUCUCGUUAUAAUCCUGACGAGAGCCGGACUGGACUUGGAUCCGGAGGCGUUGAAAAGGCUGCGUGUUACCGUGCCGAAGAUUGGUCUGAUUCCGUGGUUCGUCGAGGCCGGUGUCAUCACGCUGACGACACGUUACUUCCUGCACCUCCCUUGGGUAUGGGGAUUUCUUUUGGGGAGCGUGAUAGCCGCCGUUUCGCCGGCUGUCGUGGUGCCCUGUCUGAUCAGGCUACGCGGCAAAGGAUACGGCGUAGCGAAGGGGAUUCCGACCCUCAUAAUAGCCAUCGCCGGUAUAGACGACGCUGCGUCGGUGGCCAUAUUCGGGAUAGUCCGGAGCAUAAUGUUCUCCAACGAUUCACUCUGGUACCAGAUACUCCAGGGACCGAUCUCCAUAGGCGGUGGAAUUGGAUUCGGAAUUCUUUGGGGUUUCCUGGCCAAAUACGUACCUGAAAAAAAUGACCGUUUUAUGGUGCCGUUGAGGGUCCUGAUGCUUUUGGGCGGCGGUUUGAUCGCCGUUUUAGGAAGCGAAACGAUCGAACUCGGCGGAGCCGGUCCUCUCGGCGUCAUAGCAGCGGCCUUUGUGAGCUGUUACUUCUGGCAAAAGGAGGGAUGGGACGUUGAAGACAAUCCGGUGGCCACCGCCUUCGAGAUAUUCUGGAUGAUAUUCGAGCCCAUCCUCUUCGGUUUAACGGGGACGCAAGUUGUGCUGGCUGAUAUGAACGGCGAGACGGUUUAUCUAGCUAUCGCGGCGCUGCUUUGCGGUGGGGUAAUUCGGAUCCUGGCCACGAUAUUGGUUGGAAUCGGUUCCAAGUUGAACCUGAAGGAGAAGAUAUUCGUCGCAUUUUCUCUGAUGGCCAAGGCCACGGUGCAAGCCGCCCUCGGACCCGUCACCCUCGAUUACGUUAUGGAAAACACGGAAGAGAAACGAUACGCCGACACCGUGCUCCUGAUGUGCAUUCUAUCGAUCAUAGUCACGGCGCCGAUCGGCGCGAUCGUCAUAUCGAUAACCGGUCCAAAAUUAUUGACCAAAACUAGGGCGGUACAACCGGCGCCCGAGGGUUGGAACAGACUGAGGAGACCUUCGAUGAGAGAUAUAUCGAUAAUAAACGAGGAGAUCGACCUCGAGGACGAGGAAGACGCAACGAAACACUGACCGUUGUGAGUCUGAUCAUUGCGAUGGAUUAUCGUUCGAAAAAAUUUCAAAGAGAAUCGGAAUAAGGUAGGGAAAACUUUUUCCCCGCCGACGAACUCCUCCCUCGAUUCUAUUAUACAUUUUUUUUUUCCAACAUUUUUAUUCAAGACUCUUUCGUGCGUAGACUUUGAAAUUAUCUCCCUUUCGUCGUUAACAUAUUUUAUCUCGAAAGACCCGAUGCGUUACGCAUUUUGAGAUUAUAAAUUCAAUACCAUUCGAAACGUCGGUAUAUGGGUAAUAAUUCAUCCAAUGUAUAUAUGUGUAUAGGUAUAUCCGCCUGAUUCUCGGGCUGUUCGGAAUGUUUUUAAAUUCUGUUCUCGUAUAUAUAGCACCGCAUUUUACUCGGAGGGAUAAUUGGCGAAUCGUUUACUCGAUUCUAAAACUUUGUAGGCGCAAAAGCUCAGAAAAAAAAGAGACGAAGAAACGAAAAUAAAAAAGAAACGCUAGCUUUAAUCGUUAUUGAAAGUGACGGUAUAACGAUGGAGUGUAAAAUUAUCUGUCAUCGGGUAAACGUACGGAAAAAUUCGAGGUCGACAAUAACCGUCACGUACCAUCGAAGAAUCAUGCGAGUACAUUCACGCUGUCACGGUGAACAGAGAAAGACAAAAAAAAAAAGAAAAAAAAAAGAAAAAACAUCGUUCCUAAAAUUUAAUCACUCAAUAGGCGUCCUAAGUGCGGCUCAAUGCACAAUAUAAUUGUAUAGAUUUGAAAAAGGUGUUCCACACGCGUGUUCCAAUUACAAUACGUAUACGUAUAUUAUAAUUGAUAAUUUUAAAUGGAAAAACGCGUUAUGCUAACGUGUAAUAAUAUCGAUAACAACAUCCCAAUAAUAUUAAUAAUAAUGAUGAUGAUAAUGAAAUGAUGAUAAUGAAACUCUCAUUACGUGCGAUGAUUGUAAUUCGGAAGUAAGAUAUUAUUUGUUAGUAUUAAAAUAAUAUAUAUGUAAAUACACAAUGUAGAUGUAAUUCCGAUACAAUAGCCAAAAAGGAGAUGAAAAAUAACGUAAAUUUAUUCUAUGAAUUUGACUUGUAAAUUAGAAGAAUAUGGAUGGCACAUUUAUUGAUUAUAAUAUAGGUAUAAUAUAAUAAUUACAUGGUAAUAAAAUAAAAGCACAACAUACAAGCGCGUGUUGACGUUCAUUUACAAUAUAUAUUAUAAUAUUAUAUAUAAAAUAAGAAGAAUAAUCAUACACGUUCGAUUAUUCGUAUAAAUAAUUAUAUAUACAUAUACAUAGACAACACCUCUGAAGGUUAAAUUAAAUAUUAUUAAUUAAUAUUCAGGCGAUGAAGAUUCCUCGUUGUAUAUUAUGGCUUUGGCUUGAAGGUAUAACAAUUAAUCGACAGAUAUAUAGUUCGAAUACUACCAAAAAACGAAAAAAAAGAAAAAAUAAAUUUUGUCCAAGAAAAUAGUCUCCUUUCAUCAUUACAUCGCUAUUAAUUGUUACAUUGUCGCAUGUACGUAAAAUUAAAAUUCUGAGGGAUUUUUUAUCCAUGUCUUUAAGUCUUUGAGUGAAUAACGUUAACACACGUUGAUAUGAUAUACUUAAAAAAAAAGAA